Molecule: messenger RNA, 3419 nt
Organism: Mytilus trossulus (common blue mussel)
Lineage: Eukaryota; Metazoa; Mollusca; Bivalvia; Mytilida; Mytilidae
Product: golgin subfamily A member 5-like
Exons: 7
Coding region: 292-2847 (851 amino acids)
Source: RefSeq, a predicted model, not a curated record
UGACACGGUUACGGGCUCUCAACGGAAAGAUAGACAACUUAUUGAUUUUUUCAUAUCUGAAAUUACUGCUCCCUAGCAUAAUUACUUAUUAAAUAUGCAGAUACACUGUUGUGUAUGUUUUUGAAGAGAGAAUAUAUUUGCUGUGACUAGUAUGGCGAUAUGAUUAUGUAGUUGAUAAUUACGUUUGACAGUAGAAGUGUUAAUCACAUACAGUAGUAGUGGGUAACGACAAGUCACCGCUAGCUUUGAUUAUUUCCGUGAACUAGCUGAAUACAACCAUACAUCUGCGCCAUGUCGAGCUUAUUUUCUUGUCUCGGGAAGAAAAGUAAAACGAAAAAGAAAAACAAAGGAAAACCCCCAGAAGCAAAACAGGUUGAAGACCAACCUAAAGACAAUGGAGGAGACAAGGAUAUUCAUAUUGAAGAAGACAUCCCUGCAGACAAGGUAAAUGGUCAUUUAAAUAAUGACGAAGAGGAGGAAAUAGAUACCGGACCAGUCCAAUGUAUAGAGGAGACACAAGAGGUCACGCUCAUCAAAGAGCUCAAAUCAAAGCUCAGCAUAAAGAAAGAGUAUGAAAUAAAGGGUGAUAACUCUGACAAAACAACAGAGGUUAAAAAUGACCAAGUCAAUCAUGAUAAAGGCCCGGAAGUAUCUGAAAUCAUAGAACGUGCUGCAAUUAAGUCUGUUGGAGCAGAAAUAGUAAAAAUAGAAGCACAAGCCAAGGACAAGGGUAAACUUUUGAUAUCUGAAAGCUUAUCCGAGACAAACUUGAAACAAACAAACCAUCAGCUAUCAGAACAGAAUCAGAAAUUAAAGAGGUCAUUUGAAGAGGGCGAAAGAGAAAUUUUAAAACAACAAGAAGAUAUACAAAACUUGAAAUCAGAAUGUUCAACACUUAGAGCAAAUCUAAAUGGCAACAUGGAAAUGAAAGAUAUCAUCAGAGAUCGCAAUGAGAUAUUGUCCUCAGUCGAUGAGCUUACAAAUGUCUGCUCAUCGUUGAAGUUGAGACUUGAUGAAGUCGAAAAUGGAAAAAAAAUAAAGGACAAGCCAGCUUCUGAUAUUGAAUCUAAAAUAAGCUCAGUUGAUUCAGAACACCAAGGAUUAAGCGUAAGCAUAAAGAAUACCUUAAGAAGUGUCCAAGAACUUGAAUGUCGCGUUAUAAAUCUUGAACUUGAUAAAGAGAGUUACAUGGAGAAUACAGAUGAAUCCGUGUCGAAUUUCAAAGAAAUGGAAAACUUGAAGGCAAAAUUUGAGCAGGAUCUCAUAGUUGCACUAGAUAAAGGAAAAGAACAGAUGAACCAUCUAAAAUCUUUAGAAGGCCAAGUUGAAAAAUUGUCCUCAGAAAUUUCAGAACUUCAAAAAGAAAAUAAACAGCUUAAAGCCCAAAAUUCACACGACAAAGAAACAGAAAAGUUGAACCAAUUGAACACUUUUGAAAAUAAAGUUGGAAAAAUGAAUCAGGAUAUUACACAUCUUGUAGAAGAGAACAAGGAACUAAAGUGCCAGCUGGAGGCAAAAAAAGAUGACGAAAACCUCAUGAAAUCAUUAGAAGGUCAGAAUAAUACACAAAACAAGGAACUUCUGCGAUUGGAGGAAGAGAACAAAAAACUUGCAGUUCAAAUAUCUAAUGACACAGGAAAGUUCAAACAGUUAGAACAAUUAAAAACCUUAGAAAAGCAAGUCGAAAGUCAGAAAACGGAACUCGCCCAGCUUCUAGAGGAAAACAGGCAGCUUAUGGAUCAAGUAAAUAACGGAGUUGGAAAAACAAAUUCAUUGAAUUCUAUUAAAAAUCAAGUUGAAAAUUUAAACAAGGAAAUAUCAGAUUUACAGAGUAAAAACAAAAUGUUGGUAGAUAAGAUGGGAGAGAGUGUCAAAUCUACUAAGUCAAAAGACGAUAAGUUGUCAUCCCUGCAGAACAUAGAGACCGAUCUCCAAAAUAAAAUACAUAACAUGGAAUCCAAAAUGGAACAAUAUGAGGCUCGACAUAAAAGCGAGACACAGGAAAUGGUAAACAUGAAGAAAAAACUGGAGAAGUUGGAAAGUCAACUUAGAGAGAAGGAAAUAGCACAUCAGGAUACCAUACGAAAACUCGCGGAGGCGCAGAGCAAACAAGAGGAAAUAAAGAAGAGGUUAAGCCAUGUGGCUAAUGAGAAGACAUCACCAAUUAACAACAUAUCAUUGAUGUCCUGUAAUGGCGACGAGGGUCCGGUACAAAUAGGGGAGAAGUUUCGAGAAUUGUACAAUACUGUAUGGCGUGAGGCAUUUGAUAAAGUACAUACUGUCUGCAAAAGGGAUGAAAGGAAAGUUUUACUGAUUCUGAUGGAGUAUUUAACGGAAUGCUAUCUGUACUGCAGGAGAACUGCAAGGCAUCAAAUGGAUGCUUUAUUGUCACUACUAGUCAGCCCAACCAAUAUGAGAGGCAGUCUGCACAAGAGAUUACAAGGAAGGGCUGGUAGCAUUGACCACAUCCCUCCUGGACUGAAACAGAAUAUAAUGGCAUUUAGACGUACUCCAUCAGAUAAUUUCAUUGAAUGUAUUUUUGAGGAAUUUAUGAAUGUAGUAGAUUACCAAAAAUCAAGACAUCUUAGAAACAUACAAGCACGGGAUAUAACAGAAGUGACGCCGUUUGUUCGGAAAUGUAUUGGUGUAUGCUGGGAAAUGGUAACUCAAGAACCACCAAUGUAUCUAUUGUUCAAGUUACGUCAUAAUCAAAUCAUAGAAAGGGACAGGUUUGACACCUACAGCAGUGAUGGAAACAAAGUAGACUUUCUUGUUUGGCCCGCCUUGAUGCGUGAUGAGAAUGGACCAAUUUUAGAAAAAGGUGUUGUUCAAGCAAUUCGUUCUUAAGUUGUAGCGAAUUUUCUUUUAAAAAAUAGAUGUAUAAUUAAAAGAGUCACCAUUUGUCUAAUGAGUCAGAACAAUAUUUUAAUAUCAGUAGAAACUAUUGACGUCGAGCUUCAAAUGGUUGUACGCCUUCGGUUCAUGUGAUUUUUUUCUUAUAAAUUUUUUGAUGUAUAUAAAACGUUAUUCUCCAAUCCGAGUACUUAGAAAUAAACUAAAUCAUCAGUUAGAAAAUAUUAAUGAGGUUCAAAUGGUUGUAUGACAUAUCAUAACAUAUAUAUUUUUGUGUUUCUCGACAUUCUUAUUAUGAAAUUAUUUUCUAGGAUUUUAAAUCAUAUCUUCAUUGUCAUUAUGUAGCACACGGGUAAAUACAUCUUAAGUGUGCAAGAGUGGGUGGAAUGUUUGAAAUCAAAAUCUUGCCAUACAUUGACGGAUGGAUUAACUUCAUGGAUUCAGAGUAUUUUCUGGUAAAAGAAUUACUGUAUAUGUUUUAACAAUGGCUAUAUGUGUGAUAAGUGUUGUCCCGUGCUACACAUCUUUUUGAUGUUUUGUCUUGAAAAUAAAAUAAUUAAAACUUG